CCUGGCUCCCCCGGCGUUUUCUUGCAGAGUUGGGUCUGCUCAGUACGGGGCUGUGUUUUGUCCAUGGCUGGGGCUGCCCCAACCACAGCCUUUGGGCAGGUGGUUAUCGGUCCGCCGGGUUCGGGAAAGACCACAUACUGCCUGGGCAUGAGUGAAUUCCUGCGCGCGCUGGGCCGGCGCGUGGCCGUGGUGAACCUGGACCCGGCCAACGAGGGUCUGCCGUACGAGUGCGCAGUGGACGUUGGCGAGCUGGUGGGGUUGGCCGACGUCAUGGACGCCCUGCAGCUGGGGCCCAACGGCGGCCUGCUUUACUGCAUGGAGUACCUGGAGGCCAACCUGGACUGGCUGCGUUCCAAGCUCAAUCCCCUCCGCGGUCACUACUUCCUCUUCGACUGCCCUGGCCAGGUGGAACUCUGCACGCACCACGGCGCCCUGCGCAACAUCUUCGCACAAAUGGCGCAGUGGGACCUCAGGCUGACUGCUGUCCAUUUGGUGGAUUCUCACUACUGCACAGACCCAGCCAAGUUCAUUUCAGUACUGUGUACUUCCUUGGCCACCAUGCUGCAUGUGGAGCUGCCCCACGUCAACGUCCUCUCCAAGAUGGACCUCAUUGAACACUACGGGAAACUGGCCUUCAACCUGGACUACUACACAGAGGUCCUGGACCUCUCCUACCUGCUUGACCACCUGGCAACUGACCCAUUCUUCCGCCACUACCGCCAGCUCAAUGAGAAACUGGUGCAACUCAUUGAAGACUACAGCUUGGUCUCCUUCAUUCCUCUCAACAUCCAGGACAAGGAGAGCAUCCAGCGAGUGCUCCAGGCUGUGGAUAAAGCCAAUGGUUACUGCUUUGGGGUCCAAGAGCAGCGAAGCCUGGAGGCCAUGAUGUCUGCUGCAGUGGGAGCUGACUUCCAUUUCUCCUCCACACUGGGUCUCCAGGAGAAGUACGUGACAUCCACAGAGCAGCCAGUGGAGCAGGAAGCCAGGCAACUGUUGCCACAAGCUGGACCCUGA
This is a messenger RNA of Chrysochloris asiatica (Cape golden mole), 1014 nucleotides long. RefSeq names its product GPN-loop GTPase 2 (gene GPN2). The transcript is spliced from 5 exons. Gene Ontology annotation, molecular function: GTPase activity. Gene Ontology annotation, cellular component: cytoplasm. Bases 64 to 1014 code for a protein of 316 amino acids. The record is from RefSeq and is a predicted model, not a curated record. Lineage: Eukaryota; Metazoa; Chordata; Mammalia; Afrosoricida; Chrysochloridae.